AUGAGCAAGCAACCAUCGUCUUUGUUCUCAUUGAGGCGAUCCUCUUGCGAAGUUGAGAAUGAUGACAACGACGGCUCCCAGAGAGACUCCAGGGGUUUCUGCGCUCGCAAAACUUCAACUGUGCGACUGAAAGCAAGGCGAAUUCCUCCAAACACUGCCUCAUUACUGACGGUGUGGGCAACGUUGUCUUUGACAAAGGGCUCUGCAUUGGAAAAAAACAGGAGGCAAAAAAGCAUUUGCUUCCAAUCUAAUCACCAUCAUUCGAAAGCCCGACAACUGUCCCAAUUUCCUCCUCCAAUCACAAGUCUCAAUGCUGCAGAUGAACCAACUGUCCAGACACGCUCCAUUGGGGCCACCAAAGCACUGUCAAUCUUUGACGACCUCCCUAAAUGCAGCACGGCCACCAGUAGUAAAGCUGACUCCCAAUCACCUAACUACAAGCUCAUCAACAGGAAUCCAGGAAACCAAACAAAAAAGGCGGCAAGCACCACAACUGGCAACGUCGACAUCAGUCCUCUCUCAGUACACUCCUCCCUAAUCUGUCAAUUGUCUCAUUUCACAGGAGGACUUGUCACUAUCGAAGAAGAGAGAGCAUCAACCAGCGGUCAACAGGAAAAGCAACGACUACGUCCAAAAGGCGACCACGUAGCGAAACGACAGUUGGUAAUAACCACAACGACAUGGACGUCUAUGUGCUGCAUCAACCUGCCACCUCUUCCACCUUUGCCAACAACAUCAACAGCAACAGCAAUAGCAACAAUAGCAAAACCAACAACAAACCUAACAACAAUAACUACUGUGAAACAAAGCCACGUCCAGACACCUUGCAUGAGGCCACCCAUUCUCAUGGCCUUCCAUUCUACUCCCCAUGUACGUUCAAGUCAAAAGAAGCUUGCCUUACCACGUCCUUAG
Messenger RNA from Echinococcus granulosus, 912 nucleotides. RefSeq lists its product as hypothetical. The coding region runs from base 1 to 912 and encodes 303 amino acids. The transcript has a single exon. NCBI's taxonomy places the organism in Eukaryota, Metazoa, Platyhelminthes, Cestoda, Cyclophyllidea, Taeniidae. The record is from RefSeq and is a predicted model, not a curated record.